UGACCGAUCACAUGGUAAUGACAUCAUCAAAGGUCCUCUGCCUCCCAUACACAGCCCGAUAUCGAACAUUUAAUCGCUCCACUGCGCUGCUGCCUGUAAGAUCCUCCGCUCACACAGGGAGGAGAGGACACUCUAGAUUUGUGAGGUUGCAUGACAUGAACAGGUUCCUGUCUGGAAUUUCUUCAGGCUGAAUAGCAGAAUACUUUGGCAGGCCUUUUCCUCUUUUCUGCCAUUUGCUACAGAAUUGGCACCAUACAGCUUACAGAUGACUUUGCGGAGAGUGAACUGGUCAGACUGGCCUGGCAAGCUUUAUCUAAACUUAAACACCUUUAGGGCAAAAAUGUUGAUUCAUAAUAUUUCAGAAAAAUACCAAGUGGAAAUGGAAGAUCAGAGAUGUAUGGAUAUAUUGUACCAGUUUGCCAGGAAUGCCAACAGCAGAUCAUCUUGGUAUAAUAAUUACCAUCCAAAAGGACGAACACACUCCCUUUGGACAGCUCUACAAAGAUGUGCCUCAGAGUUUGUGUCCUCUGCAGGUAGAGGAUCCGUGGACAGCACCAACUCAGGAUUCCUGGCCGACUGGACCCACUGGCAAAGCUACAGUCCUCACAGGCAAGAAGGAUGUCCCGAUGUGGAAACAAUGGCAUCAGAUGACCUGGAGGAUUCAGAGCUAGUCUCUGUGGCAGAGGAGACCCCACUGGGGAAGGAAACUAUCUCCCUAGGAGUGGGAGAAGGAUAUGUCACUGAAAUCUCCUUGUCCUUUUCCAUCCUGCGACGUUCCACCCUGGGCCCUAAUGUCCCUCUGCAGGAGGCAGCUAGGAAGACGCUUUGGGCUCUCGAAAAUGAUAACAAGGAAAUGCUGCUGCUAUUCAAGGAGCUGUCUGCCCGGCUAGUGUCUAUCCAAGCACAGAAUGAUGUUUUUAUUGUAACCUUUAAGACUAUAGAAGAAAUCUGGAAAUUUACGACUUAUCUCUCUCUCGGUAUUGUGGCUUGCACUCUGGAACAUCUGCUUUUUGAUGAGAGGUAUUGGUUGAACACCACCUUGGUUGAAGACACAGAGAUACAAGUAUCUGUAAAUCAAGAUGAAUUGGCAACAUUAUAUCUUGGUUUGCUUCUUCAAGAAGGGUGCUUCUAUGCAAGAGCCGUCGUACAUGAUGCUGGUGCACAAGUGGAAGAAGAGAAGGAAUUCCUAGCAGUGUCUGUCAAUGAUGUGGUAUACGUUAAAGACAUUGGUGACGAGUCAUCGUGGGAAGGACAGUCACUAAGCACAGGGGACCGUGGUCUACUGCCCAUUAUAGCAGUCGAGCCCCUACCCCAUCCUUUCUACCAAUGGUUUCUGAAAACAUACCCAACAACCUGUAACGUGACAGAGCAGAACUGCCGGAACAUUACAUCUCAGCCAAUAGGGUUGGGCCAAUGCACUGCUAGAGAGAAUCACUCAGCUACAGAAUGGGAUGAGCUCAGCUACUGCAGGGGUGAUGCCAUUGAGGUCGUCGGCUUCUUUGUACCUGGCCUCAAGUGGUUUGUGGGGAAAUGUCCUUCUACCGGAGCCACUGGUUUUGUCCAAACAAAACAUGUUGAUCCCAACUGCUUAAAACCUUUAGGAAAGGACUUAUUAUUCCUAAGUGAGGAUGAGAAGAUUUCCCUUAAUUCAUUUGAUGAAGAUGCUCAGAAAGGCCCAGUGGAGCUACUGAGAAGCUUGGCUCAAACAGACAUCAGCUCAGUAUACAGGCUGGAUGGCCUGGAUCCAGUUGAAAUAUAUCUGAAAUCUCAGCCAGGUGCCCAAAGUGUGUUUGGUGAAGCACAAAUAUCUGAUAGUUGGGAGCAAAUUGAAGCUAUAAGUGAAUCUUCUAAAUGCAGUGUGUCUGAGAAAUCCAGUCCAGAUUCAGAAUGGAAAUAUGAAGUGGAAGGCUUCCAUGUGCAUGGACAAGAGGACAUUGAUGACCCAAAGUUCUUUGUUGACUUAAAUGCUGGAGACUUAGAAGAUUCAGAAGUCUUUGAUCCCGUCUUGACAUUUCUCAAUAAAGAAGGUUAUGAUUCUCAUUUUCAGCCCUUAUAUGAUCUCUCUAUGUCUUUUCUCAAUUCCACAUUUUAUGGGUUUUCAGAAGAGGAAGACUUGGCAAUGUACCUGGAAACCUCCCGGAAUUGGGCAAAAAGGAAUAGCCUGUCUUGGGCUCAUAUACGUUGUUGUUUUCUUCUGGGUCGGAUAUGUGCCAAAAGGAUGAAGCUAUCCCAGGCAAGAGUUUACUAUGAAGAAGCCUUAAGUGCCAUUAACAAUGGAUUUCUAGAUUUGCAGCUUUUGGCUGCCUUAUAUGGGAAUUUAUCAGCUAUCUACUUGAAGCAAAAUUUGAAAUCUAAGCAAGAACUGUUGCUGGAAAAAGCCGCCAGUCUUCUAACAUGCAUAUCGCAGCAUAGUUUUAGCUCAGAGAAUGAGCUUGAGGUGCUAAAGUAUGUUUUUAGAAAAGCUGUCAUUGUUAACAAUGCCUCCUUAGAAUCUCGCACUUGCUUCCUUAUAUUCCGGUUGCUAUAUCAACUAGGAAGGCAUGACGAAGCCCUACCAUUUCUAGAACGUUUACAAUUUUUACUUAUUAGUUCAUGCUCCCAGAUUUUGAAUUCCAAUACAAGUUUGAUGCCCAUUUUAAGUUACUUGUAUGAUAAAAAAUACCUGCCUCAUGUUGCUUUGGCAUCAGCUAGACUUUACAAAUCAGUUGGCAUGAAAAUAAUGCCAUCCCCAUUGUGGAGAGUUGGUGUAGUUAUGCAAAAUAUAUCUAAAAUGAUGGGUUAUCCACUAAAAGGCAAUCACAUUCCAGCUCAGGCUGCCCCUUACUUAAAACAUGCACUGUUAUCUUCUUACGAAAGUGGAGAUGUGAAAGCUCAGAGAACGCUAUGUCUUCUUUUAGCCAAGCUCUACCUCCAGCGAAGUCUUCUGUCUGGUGCCAUUGGAUAUACUAAAAGGGCUGUUGAAUUAGGUAGAUGGACCAGUGAAGAAGAAGCUUUUGAGUCCGCUCUGUUUUUAGGUUGGUUAUAUAUUUUAAAUGGCCAUUUUGAACAAGCUUGCCACAUUUUAAUGCCUCUUUUAGACUCAAUGCAGGAAACCGACAGCACUACACAGUGUGGUGUUGUCCAUAAUCUGCUGGCAAAUGCACAGAAGAGGGAUAAAAAGUUACUCGAAUCUUCAAGAGGGUACUCAUAUGCCCUGAAAAUGGCUACUGAAACAGGCAACAGAAGAAACCAAGCCAUAGCCCUUGCAAACUUUGGGACACUGGCUGUGUCCAAUCAGGCCUUUAUUAUGGCUGAGAGAUAUUUUAUUAAGUCUGUCCAGCUUUUUAUAGAUGUGCAAGACAGUGGUGAUGCCGAGAGAGAACUAGCCCAAGUCCUACAUUGGUUGGGGAAAAUUCUGAUAGAACAGCAGAAGCUUGAAGAUGGCAGAGCUUGUUAUGAACUUGCCUUGCUGUUUGCUAUGAAGUCCAAUAACUUAAAAUGCCAGCUAAGUGUGAUUGAAGAACUGUCCAACUUCUACAGUGAAGUGUGUCCUGCCAUCGGAGCACAUAUAACAUACUGUGAACAUUGGGUCCACCUACUGCAGCUAUUGAAAGACAGACAAAAGGAAGGAGAUGUUCUAAGUACCCUAAGUAGGCUCUAUCAGACUCUAAACACUGCCAAGUCUAUAAGGAAAGCUCUGGACUAUACGAAGCAAAGUCUAAGGAUUUCCAUUGAUCUGGGACAGCAAGAGAAAUCUGCUGAGAGGUGGAUUCAAGCUGGAAAACUAUAUUAUCUGCUGCAUGAAAAUGAACUUGUGGAGAUUUACCUGUAUGCUGGCAUCCAGGCUUCCCUAAAAACAGAACACUUUACUGCUACAAUGCAACUGUAUGAGGCUGCUGGAGAUGUGUUCUUCCAUGGGCUACAGACGAGAGAAAAAGCGUUACCUUUUUAUAAGGAAGGGGCCCUACCACUAGCAAAGAAACUUGAAGACACCCGAUCACAGCUCCGAAUUUUUCACAAACUCACUCAGCUAUUAAUAAAUCAAGGCGAUUAUAAAUCCUCCCUGGAAUUUGCUACAAUGGCAGUCAGGCUCAGCACACUUGUCGGAGACCCAGUACAUGAGUUGGUUGCAUUUCAUCGACUGGCGGGAGUUUACUAUGCCUUGCAGAUUUAUGAGAUUGCUGAGUAUUGUUAUCUUAAGGCACUGUCUGUAUGUUCUUCACCAAUACAACACACAGCCGAGGCCGGAUAUUAUGUAAAGGUCUAUUGGCGGCUGGGAGAUAUUGCUCUGCACAGACGAAAGGAUGCUGAAGAUGCCGUCACUUACCUCUCCUUGGCCCUUGCAGCUGCUAUCGAAGUGGGCAAUGAAGAGUUUCAGCUGCUAUUAAUGGGGAAACUUUCUGAUGUGUAUGCAAAGUUCCUAUGUGAUGAAGAACAGGCGGAUAUUUUCAUUAAACAAAUCCUGCAACUUGGCAAUAAGCAGGCCUGUACGUGAAACUUACACAUCCUUAGAAAAGAUGAAGAGACACGCAGAUCCCUUCAAUUGUACAUAACAGAUGGAGUUAAGAAAAUCUAGGUGCAAUACUGGUUGCUGACAAGUUUCUGGAGUUGAGGUUGCGAAAAAAAAAAAAAACAUUAGUCCUGUAUGAUCCAGUGCUUAUAACUAGGAUCUAGAGUUUUUUGCACAGAGCUCUUCGUGGCAUCUCAGGUAUGAAGGAGAUCACCGUUUUACCCUUCACAUUGAUAGAUUUGUGAAGAAUGAUGUGGGCAGGUUCCUAUGAACUUUGAACUCAGAGGUCUCAAUAAUUCAUCCAAUACUAUUUAAGGUGCAAUUUUUGUGGCAAGACAUGUAACAAUAUUGAAUCUCUGCUAUAUUUGUAAAUGCUGACAUUAUAUAAAAUGUAAUAGAAAGCAGUGAUAUAACUAAGUAUCACCAGCA
Hyla sarda is the source of this 4918-nucleotide messenger RNA. RefSeq names its product SH3 domain and tetratricopeptide repeats 2 (gene SH3TC2). Gene Ontology annotation, cellular component: recycling endosome. Gene Ontology annotation, molecular function: protein binding. Lineage: Eukaryota; Metazoa; Chordata; Amphibia; Anura; Hylidae. The coding region runs from base 266 to 4474 and encodes 1402 amino acids. Gene Ontology annotation, biological process: regulation of intracellular protein transport; regulation of ERBB signaling pathway. The transcript has 20 exons. The record is from RefSeq and is a predicted model, not a curated record.